AUGUUGAUUUUCAGGACUUCUCCGAUGUCUCGGCGCGAGAAGAGCCUUCCGAUCGAACCAAAAUAUACGAAACCACAGGCCAACGGAUCCUCAUUUCCGCCAAUCUUCACUCUGGAAGGGAGCACCCCUUGUAAAAAAACUGCUAGAAAACUGAUCGAUCCAGUUGUAAAUUCCGUCGAUUCUUUGUGCUACCUUGCUCGGAAAAUCGUGAAAAUGCAGGAGGAAAAGAAGCGGCAGAAGAGUAACAGUUUCUUGAUAGAUUACCUCGUGGGCGAUAACUUCAUCACCGAGUUUCGAGAGCAGCCAGCUCAAGCCUCUCCAGCUGUCGAUGUCGAAGAUCCAAUGGUUUCGCUGGUUUUGGGAUGUCCGUUUGGAGCCAUCGGACAGGAACGCCGGAUGUCUCAAGAUUUUCCGUUCCAGAGAAGAAGCUUCGAUAUGGUUUCGAACAGGACUUCCACCUCAGAAUCUUCAAGCUGUAGCAGCACUGACAAUACUUACAAGAACGCCGGAAAGUUCCUUUCACUGCAGGAAUAUUUGGAGCAAAACAAUCUUCUGCCACCAUCGACUAUGCCGUUUGGAGAGAACUCUGGAUUUCACGGGUACAACCCCCAAAUGAAUGUACAUAAUAAUUCUACUCGUAAUGGAAAUGUUGAGAAUCGAGAGCAGCGAAACAACUCCACUUCGCCACCGAGAGGAAAUCCUCCACAUCCACUUUGCUGCUGCUUCUGCUUCGGAACCGCUUCCGAAUUUGCGAGACUUCACACUUUGCCAGCUCCACGGAAAGAUGAUCGUGGACCAUGGUCCGAUCACUGCUCGAAGAAAAGGGGAAGAGUUGUAUGCCCAAAACUUCGCUCAAUGGUCUGUGGAAUCUGUGGAGCCACUGGCGAUAACGCACACACAACGAAGCAUCACCUGGAGGCGUUUGGAGACGACUAAUAUGUAUAUAUAAUAUAUAUUUUUCGAAAGAUGUUCGUGUUAUAUUUUUAUGCAUCCACAUUAUAUUCACAUAAUCUAUUUACAUAUCCCACCAUGUUUUAUCCUGCCCCCCGAAAAUUCACAUUUAUUCGCACCUCCUCGCAUAUUGAUCUCGAAAUUGUUUAAUUUUCUUUUUGUUGAUUUUCUUCAUUUUUUGUUCUCUGUUUUCUGUUCUCCAAUUCUCCAGUUGUAUUAUCGCUUAGCGAACACUGUUGACAUGUUGAUAAACUGAAUUUAAAAAAAAAAAA
Caenorhabditis elegans is the source of this 1223-nucleotide messenger RNA. It is a transcript of the gene nos-1, whose product is annotated as Nanos-type domain-containing protein. The record is from RefSeq and is marked reviewed. The transcript has 8 exons. Lineage: Eukaryota; Metazoa; Nematoda; Chromadorea; Rhabditida; Rhabditidae. Gene Ontology annotation, biological process: regulation of translation. Gene Ontology annotation, molecular function: zinc ion binding; RNA binding. Gene Ontology annotation, cellular component: cytoplasm. The coding region runs from base 1 to 936 and encodes 311 amino acids.